This is a messenger RNA of Trypanosoma grayi, 801 nucleotides long. Its product is annotated as superoxide dismutase. Gene Ontology annotation, biological process: superoxide metabolic process. The transcript has a single exon. Gene Ontology annotation, molecular function: metal ion binding; superoxide dismutase activity. Lineage: Eukaryota; Euglenozoa; Kinetoplastea; Trypanosomatida; Trypanosomatidae. Bases 1 to 801 code for a protein of 266 amino acids. The record is from RefSeq and is a predicted model, not a curated record.
AUGCGCCGGGCGUUGCGCCUCGGCUAUCACGCCUUCGUACCGAAAGGCGCGGUUCUCCAGACUGAUGUGCUCGCGUCUUCGCCACACUUAACGACAGCCGUAUUCCGCGAGACGGAGGCGGCGGCUGCGCGUGCCGACAAGGCAAAGGAGGACGCGGGUUUCUUCAGUCGCCCCCGUUUGAACUACCCGGCCGCGAGUGGCAUCCCUGCCCUCAUAUCCGGGAAGCAGUUAAACGUGCAGUACGAUGUUUUUCACCGCGAUGUGGUGGCGACGCUUAACCGGCACACGUUGGGCACCGUGCUCGAGGGCCACAACCUCGAGACGGUCAUCCGCAAGACGUCAUUCGACGCCACACAGGCGGUGACGCACACUGCGGCGGCGGAGCAUUUCAACUACUGCUUCUUCUACAAGUCGUUGCGACCGUGGGGCACGUCAGUGCCCGCGCAACUUCGUGAAGCAUUCCAGCUGCAGUACAGCUGCAACGGCUCGCUUGAUGCUGUGGAAGGUGUUAAGCGACUUAUGACGACGACGGCGCUGUCGCACCAAGAGCGCUGCGGCUGGAUCUAUCUUGUGUGGACGGGAAAGGUAUUCGAUGUGGUGGAGUUUCCACAUGGUUCGUGUCCCAUUGCUAGUGACCUUAUCCCGCUUCUGGCCAUCAACGUGCACGAAAGCGCCUACAGCCUUGACUAUGGUGUUGCAGGGUUGGAACAGUACGUGCAAAACUACUUCAAAGCCUGUAAUUGGCCCCUUGCGGAGCGGUACUACUUACAGGCAACCGGGCAGGCGCAAACUGAGGCAUAG